AUAAUUUAUCCCGGAUACUUCGUCUAGGAUUUCCUGGUGAGUUUCCCACAAAAACACAGUCACGAUCGUCACAAUUUUGGAAUAAAAAAAAGUGUGGAAGUGAUUAUUAUCGGGUGAAUUUCCCAACUUCCGGAAACCUCUGCGAAAAUCCCGAGAUCUAGGAGCACACAAAAUGUCAGACCGGACACCAGCAGGAAGGAGUGCCGGCCGGUCUAGAGGGACUUCCCCUCAACCCCAAGGUGCCUGGGGUCAACGUCAGCCUGCUAGGCCGACGGUUGGACGUUCUGUGAGAGCACCAGCCCCCCCACAAGCAGGUCCAUCCCACGGUGAAGGGCAUUCAGCUCUUCCGCCCCUCGAGCAGGUGGGACCUGGUGGUGACGCUGGUGGUGGCCUAGGAAGAGGCGCCAUGCGAGGCAGAUCUGCGAUUAACUCUGAGAUCCUGAUGACUCGACCCGAGGGAGUAACUAACAAGAGAGGUGUCACAGGUGUAUCUCUUCAGCUCACAGCCAACUACUUCAAGAUAAACUCAAAGGCUGAUUGGUGUCUGUACCAGUAUCGAGUGGAUUUCGCCCCCGAGGAGGAGCGCACGGUUGUCAAAAAAGGUCUCCUUCGUCUCCACAGAGAAAGACUUGGCUGUUAUAUUUUCGACGGAACUGUUAUGUAUAAUGCCAACAGGUUGAUGGCUCCGAAUGAUCCACCACUGGAGUUGUUUAGUGAGCGUAAAGGGGACGGUGAAAAAAUCCGAAUUACGAUUAGACUGGUGGGUGACAUGGUGAAGGGGGAUCCCCACUAUCUCCAAUUCUACAAUAUUCUAACGAGAAAGUCCCUGGAGCACCUCCAGCUGCAGCUGGUGGGGAGGAAUUAUUUCGAUCCACAUGCCAGUGUGGUUGUCAGGGACUUUAAAUUCGCAGUGUGGCCUGGAUACAUCACUUCAAUUCGCCAACAUGAGCACGAUGUCCUUAUGUGCGCAGAAAUAAAUCACAAGGUCAUGAGACACGAGACGCUAUACGACAUUCUGGUGUCGGUGCAGCAGAGAGCCGGUGGAAACUUUCAAAAUGCUUACAAAGCUGAAGUCGUGGGGCUCACGGUUCUUACUGAUUACAAUAAUAACACGUAUCGAAUUGAUGACGUGGACUUUAGUGUCAACCCCAGAUCAACUUUUCACCUGAGGAAGGAGGACAGAGAUGUCAGUUACAAGGAUUAUUAUGGUGUUAAGUAUAAUAUUCCCAUUCGUAAUGAGACACAACCGUUGCUGGUGACACGCUCUUCAGGUCGUGAUCGUCGUGCUGGACAGGCUGAGAUGGUUUAUCUGGUUCCUGAGCUAUGCAAAGCAACAGGACUCACUGACGCAAUGAGGACUAACUUUCAGUUAAUGAACGCUCUCAAUCAGCACACCAGGGUGACACCUGACAAGAGAAUCGAAAAACUGUUGGCGUUCAACAGGAGAUUGCACUCUGAGCCACUUGUGCAGAAAGAAUUCAGAGAUUGGAAUUUGUCUCUGGAGCGGGAUCUUGUCAAAGUUCCUGGUAGAUUGCUGCCGACUGAGAAGAUAUACUUCGGUGACAAUCAACAAGUUGAUCCGGGGAAUAUGGGAGAUUGGACACCAAAGAUUCGGGAUAGCCAUCUUGCUGUGACAACUUUACUGUCCCAAUGGGUCGUUAUCGUGCCUGAUAGACAUUCCAGGGAUACCAGGAACUUCUGUGAAGCCAUUUGUCGAAGUAUCAAAAACUUCAAUGCCCGAGAACCUGAGUACGUUGAAAUUCGUAACGACAGAACUGAGUCGUACACAAUGUGCAUCGAACAGGUCUUGAGCAGGAUAAGUCCUCAACUCGUAAUGUGCAUACUCCCUAGAAAUCGUGCAGACACAUAUGCAGCCAUUAAGAAAAAAUGCUGCAUUGACAGACCGAUUCCAAGUCAAGUUGUUACUGCUCGUUGCUUCAAACCCCAGGGAAUGAUGUCAAUUGCAACUAAAGUUGCUAUUCAACUGAAUUGCAAAAUUGGAGGAAUCCCCUGGACUGUUCAUAUUCCCCUGACUGGCUUAAUGGUUGUGGGGUAUGAUGUGUGCCAUGACACCAACAAGAGAGGAACAGAUUUCGGAGCGAUUGUAGCCUCACUGGAUAGGAAGCUGUCUCGCUACUUCUCAGCAGCAUCAGCUCACACAACAGGUGAAGAGCUCUCCAAUUACUUGGCUGUGAACGUAACGAAAGCUCUGCACUGCUACCAGGAGCUGAACAAGGCCCUUCCAACUCAUAUUCUAAUCUACCGAGAUGGUGUCGGUGAGGGACAGAUUCCCUUUGUCGUCGAUCACGAGGUGCAGCACGUGAAAAAUGCAAUAUCCAAGUUUUACGCAAAUCCAGCCCAAGUGAAGUUAAGCUAUAUUCUGGUCACCAAGAGGAUCAACACGAGAAUCUUCCAGGGGAAGAGGAAUCCAACACCAGGAACAGUCGUUGAUGAUGUUAUCACUAAUCCUUGGAAGUACGAUUUCUUCCUGAUAUCACAGUCUGUUAAGCAGGGAACUGUAUCACCCACAUCGUACUCCGUAAUCUACGAUACGACUGGACUCUCACCGGAUAAAAUACAGUUGCUCACGUACAAGCUGACGCAUCUCUAUUUCAAUUGCAGCAACACCAUGAGGGUGCCAGCUCCUGUUCAAUUUGCUCACAAAUUGGCGUUCCUAGUUUCACAGUCCAUUCAUACGGCACCUGGAGAUCGCAAUCUCCAGAAACUUCUUUAUUUCCUGUAAGGUAAACCAUGAGUCGGUGCUACGAGGAGGUUGCAUUAGAAAAGACAGGAGGAGGAGAGAAGCAGAAAAAUAUUUGCUUGCUUCACAAUAUAUUUUUUUUAUUCAGAAUUGAACCUGAUGAAUGGGGGAAUGUGAAGAUGCUAAAAUGGUAUUCGAAAUGAGUGGGAGUUACGAUACGAAAAUUUGGGGGGUUUGAAAAUUUGUUUUCAUCACUUUAUCGAAUUAUGUCAUUUUCAUUUGAUGAACUUUGGUAAUUUUUUUUUCUUGGUAAUGACAUGAAGUUUUUUUUGCAACAAAUUAUGCAUUUAAUAAUGUAAUUAUUCAUCUAAUAAUUCUUUUGUUGAAAGAAUGAACGUUAGUGAAGUAGUUAAAAGGAAAAGAUUUGAUAUUUCAUGGCCUAAUGUGCAAUCGCAAAAUGAAUAAUUUGAUGUUUACGAACUUGCACAUUUGUCGGUUAACUUUUUUCAAUUUAUUGAUGAAGCAUUGCAAGCAUGAAGACAUUUAUUUUUAUACCGAAUCAUGAAUUGAUAUACACAUUUCUCGUUAAAUUCGAUGAAGUGAUAAAAAUGAAGACAUUCGACAUUUCAUUUCUGUAAUUAUGGAACUUGGAAAAUUCAUUAUUUCAUUGACUGAUUCCACACAUGCUCGAUGUACUUAUUAUUUUUGAUUGUGCUUGAAAAUGGAGUAUCACUCCUUAGCAUUUAUUCACAAGGAAUUUAUUUUUUAUUUUUUUUAUUCACAAAUAUUUCCUUUGUUGGAGACUUUUUUCAUCUAUUUUUUUAACCCCUCUGAGCUAUUCCCCUUGCAUCAGUGCUAAGAUUAUUCCUCAGGUAUUCCGUAGAAUAUUAAAUUCGACUCUUGGUUAGUUUUAAUUUUAUUUCUCACUAUUUUUUCAUAGUUAAAUUAUGAAUUAACGUUUUGGAAAUUUUUCCUGUUCCAAAACCAUCGAAGAUAUAUUUUCAUCGAUCGGUGAAACAAAAAUGUAUAAAAAUCGUAUAAAUAUUGAUAGGAAUUAAAAUUCCCAUUCGUCAGGACGUAAUGGGAGGUUGAUUAGUGACAGAAAAUAAUGAUUUCAGACAAAAAGACGAGUUCAUUUUGAACAAUGAAUAUUAAGCUACGUCUGAUAUCAGAAGCAAAUAACGAUAGAGUUUAUAUUCAAGAGAACAAGUAUUCAGAUUUGCAUGAAAUGGAAUUGAAGGAUGAACAGGGUUCAUUAAAUUAAUCAUUAUGUUUAAUAUUAUUCAAAUGUUUAUCAAGAGCGUUAAAAAGGGAACACAUUGUGAUGUUUUCGAGCUAUUGUCAGAUAUUACUUCAGAAGUAAUUCUACAAUUAUUUUCUUGGCUAGCUUAUAUCUGUAUGUUCUGCAUUCCAAAGAAUAAAUAAUAUGCGUUGAGUACUUAGUAAAGUAGCUGGCACUAGCCAUUUUUUUCAUAAUUUUUUAUAUUCUACAAUAUAUGUUGAAAAAAUAAUGCGCAGGGUUGAAUAUUGAAAAUAUACUGUGUUUAUUAGAGGUAAAUAAAAAUACAAAAUUUAA
Messenger RNA from Diachasmimorpha longicaudata, 4277 nucleotides. Its product is annotated as piwi-like protein Siwi. The transcript has 5 exons. Gene Ontology annotation, cellular component: P granule. NCBI's taxonomy places the organism in Eukaryota, Metazoa, Arthropoda, Insecta, Hymenoptera, Braconidae. The record is from RefSeq and is a predicted model, not a curated record. Gene Ontology annotation, molecular function: protein binding; RNA endonuclease activity; piRNA binding. The coding region runs from base 173 to 2743 and encodes 856 amino acids. Gene Ontology annotation, biological process: regulatory ncRNA-mediated gene silencing.